Messenger RNA from Ustilago hordei, 876 nucleotides. RefSeq lists its product as uncharacterized. Gene Ontology annotation, biological process: TRAMP-dependent tRNA surveillance pathway; nuclear polyadenylation-dependent rRNA catabolic process; poly(A)-dependent snoRNA 3'-end processing. The transcript is spliced from 2 exons. Gene Ontology annotation, molecular function: RNA binding. Gene Ontology annotation, cellular component: nuclear exosome (RNase complex); cytoplasmic exosome (RNase complex). Bases 1 to 876 code for a protein of 291 amino acids. Lineage: Eukaryota; Fungi; Basidiomycota; Ustilaginomycetes; Ustilaginales; Ustilaginaceae. The record is from RefSeq and is a predicted model, not a curated record.
AUGACCGUCGUCCUACCCGGAGACAUCAUCUCCAUCGCUUCCACCUCCGCCAUUAAACUCGGACCUGGUCUCCUACCCACAUCUUCCACCUCCUCCUCUAACACUCCCUCCCUCACAGCCAUUCGAACAGGCGCACUGGGCCAUAUUCCCUCCUCCUCCUCCUCCAUAACCAAAAAGAAAGAUCCGGAGUCCGCAUUUUGGGUCGAAACCAAUACCUCACGCUACGUCCCUGCACCGGGAGACCCAGUCAUAGCCCAAAUCACCAACCGAGGCUCCGAAUCCUACACCUUAACCCUUUUCUCUUCCCAUUCCGCAACCCUCCCCGCCCUCUCCUUUGAAGGCGCAACAAAACGGCAUAAGCCGAACCUCCGCAUUGGAUCCCUUGUCUACGCGCGGAUCCUUACCGCCGAUCGAUUCACCGAACCUGAACUCACAUGUGUCAACCCUGUUACGGGCAAAAGUGACGGUUUUGGCGAUUUGAAAACCACAGAUGAAAGGGGCGAGAAAAACGGAGUGGCGAUGCUGUUUAGAGUCACUUUGGGUUUAGCGAAGACGCUGCUGGCAGGGAAAGGCGGUAGGGGAGGAGAAGGGUUAUUGAAGUUGGUGGCGGCAGUGUUUCCUUUUGAGGCGGCUGUGGGGGCUAAUGGAGUCGUUUGGGUUAGAGCGAAUGAGACGAGACAUGUGUUGGCUCUGGGGAAGGUUUUGUAUGCUGCUGAGGUGGGGGUGACACAGCAUGGGUCAGAGGUGGAAGAGGAGGAGGAGGAGGAAAUGGGGGAGGCCGGGGAGGGAGAGGUGGAUGCAGAGAGAGUGAUUAGGAACAGAGCUAGUGGGAUGGAUGCUAAGCGUGUACGUGCUAUUGUUAGCGAGCAUUUGUAG